Endocarpon pusillum Z07020 is the source of this 2679-nucleotide messenger RNA. RefSeq lists its product as uncharacterized. Gene Ontology annotation, biological process: nuclear-transcribed mRNA catabolic process, nonsense-mediated decay; deadenylation-dependent decapping of nuclear-transcribed mRNA. The record is from RefSeq and is a predicted model, not a curated record. The coding region runs from base 1 to 2679 and encodes 892 amino acids. NCBI's taxonomy places the organism in Eukaryota, Fungi, Ascomycota, Eurotiomycetes, Verrucariales, Verrucariaceae. The transcript has 2 exons. Gene Ontology annotation, cellular component: cytoplasm; P-body. Gene Ontology annotation, molecular function: manganese ion binding; 5'-(N(7)-methylguanosine 5'-triphospho)-[mRNA] hydrolase activity; RNA binding.
AUGCAGCUGGAAGACUGGCUGGAUGACUUAUGCGUCCGGUUCAUAAUUAAUCUUCCCCCUGAGGAGCUGGAGUCUGUUGAACGAAUCUGCUUCCAAGUCGAAGAAGCGCAGUGGUUUUACGAGGAUUUCAUUCGUCCUCUCGAUCCAUCCCUACCGUCCCUUUCGUUGAGAGCUUUUAGUUUGAAGAUAUUUCAGCAUUGCCCCCUCUUCUCAGAAUGGUCGGCCGACAAUUAUACCGCCGCAUUUGCGGAAUUUCUCGCUUACAAGUCUCGAGUUCCAGUCCGAGGGGCAAUCAUGCUGAACGAGGAUAUGGAUCGGGUUGUCCUGGUCAAGGGGUGGAAGAAAGGAGCUAAUUGGAGCUUCCCCAGGGGCAAGAUCAACAAGGACGAGGAUGACCUCGACUGUGCUAUACGUGAGGUGUACGAAGAGACCGGCUUCGACAUCAAAGCGGCAGGAUUGGUGAAGGAGUCGAAGGACAUGAAGUACAUUGAAGUUACGAUGCGCGAACAGCACAUGCGAUUAUACGUCUUUCGAGGAGUCCCAAUGGAUACAUAUUUCGAGCCACGGACUCGUAAGGAGAUCAGCAAAAUAGAGUGGUAUAACCUGAACGACCUGCCCACACUGAAGAAGAACAAGCAGCAGGAAGGGAUGGGAGAGCAAUUGGCCAACGCGAAUAAGUUCUACAUGGUGGCGCCAUUUCUCGUCCCGUUAAAGAAAUGGAUCUCGCAGCAGCGAAAGCGGGAGAGUCGGCCGAGUUCACAACCUUUCGAAACAAUACAAACGGUUGCAGAGGAGAUAGCUCCGGAUUACGAAGCUGAUCUUACAAACGGCGUGGAUCGUCCUGCCAACAUUCCAAGCGAUCUACCAGAAGUCACUCAAACUCAAUCCCCUCCCACGGAUCCCUCUCUGCAUCUCAAGCAGAUGUUGAACAUCGGGAAUUUUCAUAAACCCAGCCAGGAGCCUUUUCCAACCUUACCACAGGUCGAUAUGGCCAAGUCGAACGCUCUCUUAGCAUUGUUACGGAAAGGUUCACGGCCAGAUAUGCCCAAUGUUUCCAAGCCAAAUACUCCCUUUGAUCAGAUGUCCUUCCCACUUGAUGUACCGAGAUCACCUCCUCAUCAUCAUCACCCUAGGCCUCCUCAGUUUUCCACUUUGCCAUCGCCACCACCAUUUCCAAUAUCUUCCUAUAUUGCCAAAAUGGAGACGGCUGUUCCUAUGAUACCGCAAGAAACACAGCGCCAGAGCUCAAUGCUUGCCCCUUCUACGUUUGCUACAGCAUCAGGCUCGUCAGACCAGACCACUAGCCGCUCGCAAAUCGCAGCUCCAUAUCGAAGAACAGGAGAUCCAGAGUUCUCCCAUUUAACACCACCACCUUCGCAAGGGCCCCGAGUGCCACCAGCGAGUGCUUUGCCACCACUUACUAACCACAAACGCGCGCUUCUUGAUGUGUUCAAAAGUGCCCAAACAUUGCAACAACCUCCAGCUGGCCCUCCCGUGUCCCCAACACACAAGCCUUUGCAUACAGCAGCACCUCCAACCAAUGGUCAACUCUCACAUACAAAAGCACCUGCACCGACUUCAAUUGACCCUUCCUCGCUGCUCCCGACACUGCUGGCUAACCGAAGUAGAGUCCAUAACCAGGAGGGAAGCGUGCCAAAACGGGAGCCAGUCGAUCAUAGGGCAAGUCUUCUAGGUCUUUUCAGACAGCUACCGCCACCAGCUGCAGAAGCUGCGCCAACCGGCCCUGCCCCUAAGACACCCCUUGCUCCGGUCGAGCUGGCAGCACUGUCUACUCCAAGCAUACAACCGGCGGAAUUGACGCAGAAGCGACUUCUGACAAGCUUGCUACAGCAGAAGUCUUCGAUUCCAAACAAGACUGCGUCACAAUCCAACAGAGAGUUUCGGGAAGGGAAGACCUCGGCGACAAUAUCCGGCCCACUCAACCAGCCACAAUUCGAAGGUAUUGCCAAAACCUUGCGCCAAUCGAGCCUGUCCGAUGGUCCCGCGAGAAGUCCAGCACCUACACACAAGGCGCUGUUCGAUCCGAACCAGCAGGUGCAGAAGAAGAUACUCAGUCGUCCUGCUGGUAGUGAACAAUCUCCAGCAAGGUCCUCGAGGUCUAAUAAGCCCAGUCAUGCUGCUUCACCAAAGAAACCUGUCCCGCGGAAAGAUGACAGCGCGAAGCAAUUUCAACCACAAAUACUUCGUCGUCCAGCUGCUGACCAACAAGAAGCGUUACCGCAGGGCACCACACAGCCUGCCCUCCAGCCUAUCCUGGACAAUCCCAAACCUGAGUCUGAUAGCCUGACAGCGCCUGCGCUUUACCCUCUACCAAAACCUCUUCCGCCGGACCGCCUCAAGCCCCAAGCUGAGAGCCACAAGCAAACCCUGCUAUCACUGUUCGGCAACCCGGCCCCUCCGCCGCAAGUCAGCACACCACGGUCCACUCGCCCAACAGUACCAACUCGCACCUCCGCAUCACCUGGCGCGUCAGGAUCUGCCACCGUCAGUCCCUUGACCGAGAAGCAUGUCUCGACGAGAUCGCGCUUGGGUAGCUUGACGAGUGUCAUAAGCACAGGGUCUCAGGCCAGACCUGUAAGAGAGAAACGGCAAACGGCUGCUAGUGACAAAGCGUUCUUGUUGGGAUACCUGAGCCGGAUUGCUAGCCAGGAGAGCUGA